AAUUUAGAAUGUUACAUUUUAGAAUGUGCGUUCACUCACUGAUUCUCACAAGGGGCAGCUCCAAUGUGCAACAUUGUUACAGGGCAAGUGUUCAUGUUGAUACCGACAGCCUUAGCUCUUAUGAGUUGUGUCUUCAUUCUAUUCUACAUUUCCUUCACCUCCAAUUUCUUCAUUCAUUCUCACCAAACCUUUUCAUCCUUCAACACUUCAUUGGUUGCAAACGCAAGUAUUCAGAGACACACCCAUCUCCAAUUCAAUGGUGAACCUGCAGAGGACAGCAUGGGGAAGGAAGGAAACCAUGUGAAUGAAAAUGAGGUAUUCCAUGACAGAGAUGCCUUUAUGGACAACUACAAAGAAAUGAAUAGGAGCUUGAAGAUAUAUGUUUAUCCUCACCAAAAGGGUGAUCCCUUUUCCAAUGCACUCUUACCCGUUGAUUUUGAGCCAAGUGGAAACUAUGCAAGCGAAAGUUACUUCAAGAAAGUUCUCGCGAUGAGCCAUUUCAUUACAAAGGAUCCUUCCAAUGCCGAUCUGUUCUUUCUACCUUUCUCAAUUGCACGAUUGCGACACGAUCCACGUGUGGGGAUCGGUGGUAUUAAAGACUUCAUAAAAAACUACAUCUUCAAUAUUAGUCACGAGUACCCUUACUGGAACCGAACCAAUGGGGCGGACCAUUUCUAUGUUGCCUGUCAUUCUAUUGGUCGUUUUGCCUUGGAGAAAGUAAUUGAUGUUAAAAUCAACGCGAUCCAAGUUGUGUGUUCUUCAAGUUAUUUCGUAUCAGCAUAUAUUCCUCAUAAAGAUGCAUCCUUGCCGCAGAUUUGGCCAAGGCUAGGUGGUAACCCAAAUCUUGAACCUUAUAAAAGGGAAAAACUGGGAUUUUUUGGUGGAUCACUGAAUUCUCCUGUACGUGAAAAGCUUCUCGAGUGGUGGGGAAAUGAUUCCGACAUCUUUGUGCACUUUGGUCGCCUUGAAAGAUCUUAUGCCGAAGAGCUUAUUAAUAGCAAAUUCUGCCUUCAUGUGAAAGGCUAUGAAGUCAACACUGCUCGCAUUGCUGAUGCCUUGUUUUAUGGCUGUGUACCUGUGAUCAUUGCCAACCAUUAUGAUCUUCCAUUUGCAGACAUAUUAGAUUGGAAACAUUUUUCCGUCAUCGUUACCACUCUAGACAUCCCUCUAUUGAAGAAAAUCCUUCAAGGCAUAACUCAACAGGAGUACUUAGUAUUGCAAAGCAAUGUUUUCAAGGUAAGAGAACACUUCCAAUGGCAUGUUUCUCCUGUUGAUUUUGAUGCCUUUUAUAUGGUUGUGUAUGAGUUAUGGUUAAGGAGAAGUUCCUUAAGGCUUCAUUGAAUGUUUUACCAUAUCACAUCUUGAUUUUGUAUAUUAAUCCCAUUUCAUUGAAUGUUUUACCA
Messenger RNA from Capsicum annuum, 1403 nucleotides. Its product is annotated as probable glycosyltransferase At5g03795. NCBI's taxonomy places the organism in Eukaryota, Viridiplantae, Streptophyta, Magnoliopsida, Solanales, Solanaceae. The coding region runs from base 64 to 1341 and encodes 425 amino acids. Gene Ontology annotation, molecular function: glycosyltransferase activity. The record is from RefSeq and is a predicted model, not a curated record. The transcript is spliced from 3 exons.